Miscanthus lutarioriparius is the source of this 849-nucleotide messenger RNA. The record is from the annotation of a GenBank genome assembly. NCBI's taxonomy places the organism in Eukaryota, Viridiplantae, Streptophyta, Magnoliopsida, Poales, Poaceae.
AUGGAGCAAGCCACGCCGGCGCCGCACCCACACGCAGAUGCGGUCCCUACCAGCCCAGCAUCACACGCCGCGGGCCCCCAACCAUUCCAGACCGUCGGAUCACCUCCAGAAACCCUAGCAACCAAACCCCUCCUACCCUCUCCUACGCAGCUCGUCCAGAUGUCGUCCGAGGCGGCGAAGGUGGCGGUGCCGGAGUCGGUGCUCCGCAAGCAGAAGCGCGAGGAGCAAUGGGCCGCCGAGAAGAAGGAGAAGGCCCUGGCCGAGAAGAAGAAGUCCAUCGAGAGGCGCAAGCUCAUCUUCACCCGCGCAAAGCAGUACGCCGAGGAGUACGAUGCCCAGGAGAAGGAACUGGUGCAGCUUAAGCGUGAGGCCCGUUUGAAGGGUGGUUUUUAUGUCAGUCCUGAGGCAAAGCUGCUUUUUGUGAUCUUGCAGCUUCUGUGUUUGAGGCAGAUCUUCAACGGUGUGUUCCUGAAGGUCAACAAGGCUACUAUUAACAUGCUUCGCAGGGUUGAGCCAUAUGUUGCAUAUGGUUACCCGAACUUGAAGAGUGUCAGGGAGUUGAUCUACAAGAGGGUCUAUGGAAAGCUGAACAAGCAGAGGAUCCCUCUCUCCAACAACCAAGUCAUCGAGGAGGGCUUGAGCAAGCACAACAUCAUCUGCGUUGAGGAUCUUGUUCACGAGAUCAUGACUGUCGGCCCACACUUCAAGGAGGCGAACAACUUCCUGUGGCCAUUCAAGCUAAAGGCGCCUUUGGGUGGCCUGGAGAAGAAGAGGAACCACUAUGUGGACGGUGGUGAUGCCGGUAACCGUGAGAACUACAUCAAUGAGCUAAUCGAAAGAAUGAAUUAG